AUGGCAUCAGGACCACCCGCACAGCAGGUCGACGAGACAUACGUGGCAGUCCAGUCGCCCCACGACGCAUCCGUCCUCCUUCAUGACAAGGUUGUCGCCAACGACGGCAAGGCACCACAAACUACGAACAACUUGGUGAGCUUCGGCCAGUUGUUCCAGUACGCCGAUGCCACGGACAUGCUGCUCAUGUUUACCGGCACCCUCGGCGCGAUGGUCAUGGGCGUGAGUCAGCCGAUCCAGAUCGUGUUCUUUGGGGACAUCAUCAACGUGUUCAAUCCCGCGGGCGGCGGCAAUUUUGCCCGCGACAAGUUCAACGACAGCAUCAACAAGGUCGUGUACCAGUUCGUGGUGCUGGCCAGCGUCAUGCUGGUCGUCGGUUUUGGCCAGAUCGCAUGUUGGUCCAUUUCCGCGUCCCGCCAGGCCAAGAAGUUGCGCCACGCGUAUGCCUCAGCCAUCCUGCGCCAAGAAAUCGGCUGGUUCGACGUGAACGAACCAAUGCAGCUGGCGACGAGGGUCGCUGACACGACGCUUCUCGUGCAGGAAGGCAUGGGGCGGAAAGUUGGCGACGGCAUCAACUUCAUGUCCAUGGGACUAGCGUCGCUGAUCCUCGCCUUCCACUACGGGUGGGAGCUGUCGCUCGUGCUGUUUGCGUUCACGCCGUUGUUGGGCAUCUCUGCGUUUUGCACGUCCAAAGCCAUCACGCUGGCCGUCCAAGGAGGCGUGGCGUCGUACGCCGAAGCGGGGGGCAUCGCCGAAGAAAGUUUGAGCAACAUCAAGACCGUGCACAUGUUCAAUGCGAUGCCAGUCAUGGCCGCGAAAUACGUGGCAGCACUGGGACACACCCAAGUGUCGGGGGUGAAAAAGGGAUUGGCAGUAGGCUUUGGCACGGGCAUGAUGUAUUGCAUCGCCAUGUGUACGUACGCCGUGGGCAUGUACUACGGCGCCGUGCGGGUCACUAACGACCAGCUGGGCGACAACAAGUGCAAAUCUGGCACGGCUGGAUGCUACGACGGUGGCCGAGUGAUCACCAUCUUCUUUUGCAUUGUAAUGGGCUCGAUGGCUUUGGGCCAAGCUGGCCCCAGCAUGCAGGCCGUGAUGACUGCUCGCUCCGCCGC
Messenger RNA from Aphanomyces astaci, 1115 nucleotides. RefSeq lists its product as hypothetical. The record is from RefSeq and is a predicted model, not a curated record. Gene Ontology annotation, biological process: transmembrane transport. Gene Ontology annotation, cellular component: membrane. Lineage: Eukaryota; Oomycota; Saprolegniomycetes; Saprolegniales; Verrucalvaceae. Gene Ontology annotation, molecular function: ABC-type transporter activity; ATP binding. The transcript has a single exon. The annotation marks the transcript as partial.